Branchiostoma floridae (Florida lancelet) is the source of this 4494-nucleotide messenger RNA. RefSeq names its product mucin-5AC-like. Lineage: Eukaryota; Metazoa; Chordata; Leptocardii; Amphioxiformes; Branchiostomatidae. The transcript is spliced from 12 exons. Bases 1541 to 4447 code for a protein of 968 amino acids. The record is from RefSeq and is a predicted model, not a curated record.
CACAAAGCCUGAGACAUACACCACAAAGCCUGAGACAUACACCACAAAGCCUGAAACUUACACUACAGUGGUAACAACAACAUACAAAACUCCAAGGAAGGUGACAACUCCUUCUUCUACAACAACUUCAGAGACCUACACUACAAAGCCAGAGACAUACACCACCAGGCCUGAGACAUACACCACCAAGCCUGAAACCUACACCACCAAGCCUGAGACCUACACCACCAAGCCUGAGACAUACACCACAAAGCCUGAGACAUACACCACAAAGCCUGAGACAUACACCACCAGGCCUGAGACAUACACCACAAAGCCUGAGACAUAUACAACUAAACCAGAAAUAUAUACAACUAAGCCUGAGAUUUCUACAACGGCACCAGAGGAACAAACAACUUUGCCAACUACCUACACAACUGUAACAACUGAAUGUCAGAAGAAGGUGUAUGGCUGCUCCUUCAAGUGUGAGGAGACGUGCCACUGCUACAGGUACAAGAUCACCCAGUGCCAGCGCGACGACCCUAAAGCCUGUGUGCCCACAUGUGGGGAAUGUCCACAAUGUCCUAAAGGCUACAUCAGGAAGGACCUCUACCACUGUGUGAAACCUACAAAGUGUGACUGUAUCACUGAAGAUGGUGUCAUCAUUCCAGCAGGGACAUCUGUUAAGGUCGGCAACUGCAAGGUCUGUACAUGCUACAACAACAAGCUGUCAUGUUCAAAUCUCUGUUCCACUGAACCAGAGCAAACAACUGAAGUGUACACAACCACCAAGCCUGAGACCUACACUACCAAGCCUGAGACCUACACCACCAAGCCUGAGACAUACACCACCAAGCCUGAGACAUACACCACCAAGCCUGAGACAUACACCACCAAGCCUGAGACAUACACCACCAGGCCUGAGACCUACACCACCAAGCCUGAGACAUACACCACCAAGCCUGAGACAUACACCACCAAGCCUGAGACCUACACCACCAGGCCUGAGACCUACACCACAGAGCCAGAGACAUACACCACAAAGCCAGAGACAUACACCACAAAGCCUGAAACCUACACCACAGUUGUUACAACCACAUACAAAACACCAAGGAAGGUUACUACUCCUUCCUCUACAACACGCCCUGAGCAGGUCACCACUAGGCCCGAGACAUACACCACCAGGCCUGAGACAUACACCACCAGGCCUGAGACAUACACCACCAAGCCUGAGACAUACACUACCAAACCAGAGACAUACACCACUAAGCCUGAGACAUACACUACCAAGCCUGAGACAUACACCACCAGGCCUGAGACAUACACUACCAAGCCUGAGACAUACACUACCAAACCAGAGACAUACACCACCAAGCCUGAGACCUACACUACCAAGCCUGAAACAUACACCACCAGACCUGAGACCUCUACAACUGUGCCUGAGAACACAACUCCCUGGUACACCACUGAAAUUACGACCACCUGUAAAAAGAGGGUGUAUGGCUGUGCCUUCCGAUGUGAGGAGACCUGCCACUGCUACAGGUACAAGAUUACACAGUGUAUGUACGGAGACAGGAGUUCUUGUGUGCCAACAUGUGGGCCAUGCCCAGCUUGCCCACCAGGAUAUGUCCGCAAGGAUCAGGACCACUGUGUGAAGCCUACAGAGUGUGGCUGCAUCACUCCUGAUGGACAGAUAGUUCCCGCCAAUACAGAAAAAUAUGUUGAUAAGUGCACCAUCUGCAAGUGCGAGAAUAACAAAAUGACUUGUGAGAAUCUCUGCACAACAACAACAGAGGUAACAACGAAGGUUGUUAGUACCACUGUACCAGAGACCUACACCACCAGGCCAGAGAGCUACACCACUAAGCCUGGGACCUACACCACAAAGCCUGAGUCAUUCACCACAAAGCCUGAAACAUAUACUACAGUGGGGACAACAACAUAUAAAACUCCAAGGAAGGUCACAACUCCCUCUUCUACAACAACAUCAGAGACCUACACUACUGGGCCUGAGACCUACACCACCAGGCCUGAGACAUACACCACCAGGCCUGAGACAUACACCACUAGGCCUGAGACAUACACAACAAAGCCGGAGACCUACACCACCAAGCCUGAGACCUACACCACCAAGCCUGAGACCUACACUACCAAGCCGGGGACCUACACCACCAGGCCUGAGACCUACACCACCAGGCCUGAGACCUACACCACCAGGCCUGAGACCUACACCACCAGGCCUGAGACAUACACCACAAAGCCUGAAUCUUACACAACAGUGGUGACAACAACAUACAAAACUCCAAGGAAGGUGACAACUCCCUCUUCUACAACAACUCCAGAGGCCUACACUACAAAGCCUGAGACCUACACCACCAAGCCUGAGACCUACACCACCAAGCCUGAGACCUACACCACCAAGCCUGAGACAUACACAACUAGGCCUGAAAUGGAAACAACAAUCCCGGAGUCCACAACUCUUCCAUGGGUGACAACAGCUGUUACAACGGAGUGUAAGAAGAGGGUGUAUGGCUGCUCUUUCCGUUGUGAGGAGACCUGCCACUGCUACAGGUACAAGAUUACACAGUGUGUGUACGGUGACAGGAGUUCCUGUGUACCCACCUGUGGUGAGUGCCCUGCAUGUCCCAAGGGAUACAUCAGGAAGGAUCGUGACCACUGUGUCAAACCAACCCAGUGUGACUGCAUCACUGCAGAUGGGGUUAUUGUACCAGCAGGAAAAGUAACCAAGGUUGGAGAAUGCAUGGUAUGUAAGUGUGAGAACAACAACAUGAAGUGUGAGAAUAUCUGUACAACCACAACCACAACCUCAAGGACAACAACACAGGUGCAGACAACACGCCCCGAGACUUAUACAACAAAGCCUGAGACAUACACCACAAAGCCUGAGACCUACACCACCAAGCCUGAGACAUACACUACUAGGCCUGAAAUCUACACCACCGAACCGGAAACUUAUACCACAACUGUCCAGACAACCACUUACAAAACGCCAAGGAAGGUAACAACACCCUCUUCUACAACAACUCCAGAGACAUACACCACAAAGCCAGAGGUUUACACCACCAAGCCAGAGGUGUACACCACCAAGCCAGAAGUGUAUACCACCAAGCCAGAAGUAUACACCACCAAGCCAGAAGUGUACACCACCAAGCCAGAAGUGUACACCACCAAGCCAGAAGUGUACACCACCAAGCCAGAAGUGUACACCACCAAGCCAGAAGUGUACACCACAAAGCCAGAAGUCUUCACAACAGAGAGGACUACUCCUGUAACAUUCACAACUGCAGUCACUACUGAAUGCGACAAGAAGGUCUAUGGAUGUUCCUUCAAAUGCGAGGAGACCUGCCAUUGCUACAGGUUCAAGAUCACCCAGUGUGUGUUUGGUGAUGAGUCAUCCUGUGUUCCUACCUGCGGGGAAUGCCCACCUUGUCCCAAGGGAUACAUCCGCAUGGACAGGAACCGCUGUGUGAAGCCUACUGAGUGUCCAUGUGUCACAGCUGAUGGAACUAUCAUACCACCUGGAACGGUAAAGAAGGUGGAUGAAUGUACCUCCUGUGAGUGCUACAACAACAAAAUGACUUGCAAGAACAUCUGCACAACUACUACCUCAACUGUCACUACACCAAACGUAUAUACCACCAAGCCUGAGACAUACACCACCAAGCCUGAGACCUACACCACAAGGCCUGAGACCUACACCACCAGGCCUGAGACCUACACCACCAGGCCUGAGACCUACACCACCAGGUCAGAAGAGACCACAACUGGCUAUAGAACAGGUCGUAAGGUCACAACACCAGGUCCAGAGGAAACAACACGACCAGAAACCUACACUACCAGGCCAGAAUCAUAUACAACAAGGCCUGAGAGCUAUACAACUAAGCCUACGGUACCUACAACUGCACCAGAAUAUCCAACAACUAAGCCUGUGUAUACAACACAAUGCAAGAAGAGGGUGUAUGGCUGUGCCUUCAAAUGUGACGAGACCUGUCACUGCUAUAGGUACAAGAUCACCCAGUGCCAGUACGGUGAUAGAAGCACGUGUGUUCCAACUUGUGGCGAGUGCCCACAGUGUCCUCCAGGGUAUCUUCGCAAGGACCAGUACCACUGCAUCAAGCCAACAGAGUGUGACUGUAUCACUGAUGGAGGUGUUGUGGUCAAGCUGAAUGUGCAAAGAAGGUGUAUGGUUGUUCCUUCCGUUGUGAGGAAACCUGCCACUGCUACAGGUACAAGAUCACUCAGUGCCAGAGUGGUGACAGGAGUUCAUGUGUGCCCACCUGUGGUGAGUGCCCCGCAUGUCCCAAAGGCUACAUCAGGAAGGACCUGUAUCACUGUGUCAAGCCUACAGAGUGUGACUGUAUCACAGAUGGAAACAUUGUUGUGCCGGCGGGCAAGACAGUUAAAGUUGGGCAGUGUCAGGUGUGCACAUGUUACCAGAACACAUUGACAUGUAGCAACAUGUGCACAACAUCGUCGACAACAGAAGCAACGGCA